Messenger RNA from Puccinia triticina, 1035 nucleotides. RefSeq lists its product as uncharacterized. Lineage: Eukaryota; Fungi; Basidiomycota; Pucciniomycetes; Pucciniales; Pucciniaceae. The record is from RefSeq and is a predicted model, not a curated record. The coding region runs from base 1 to 1035 and encodes 344 amino acids. The transcript is spliced from 6 exons.
AUGGAAGAUCGGCUGUUUUCCCAUGAGGAAACGACGGCUUUAUCUAAUUUUCUAGAGGGAAGAUUCUUCCCGCUCGAAGGACACCUUGCGGAACCUUUCCAUGAAAAAUACGUGACUAGACAACCCAAACUCAAGAAUCUGGAGAAGCAACACGGAUUGGAAGUCAAACUAAACAUCAGGACGCCAAAGCCAUUGAGCAAAGAGCUGGUAUCAGCACUCAACGACGCUCUAGAAGAACUGCCAACACACCAGCAAUCUCCUCAAACCUCAGUACAGAUGGCAUAUUACGGACGGGUGUUUUUCCAGAUCGCUCCAGACCAACAUCUGUUUAGUGAUCUCAUCCGAUCGCACAUCAUAAAAGCAAUGAAAUCGAAAAUACAAGGAGCGGGGGAUCAGUAUAAAAAACUCUACAGUGCGUUGAUCGCAACGGAAGAGUGGUCAAAAUCGAUCGAGCAUCCGUCAAAACAGGAAAGAAUGGCGAAACAGAUCUAUGAUUCUGAUAAAAUAUUGAGCUUUUUCCAGGACGUCACUUUUCAUCUCGAAAACGAAAUAUUGAUACUCAUAAUUGUCUUUGUCUACCUCGAUUUUGCCAAAAUCCACGAAACAGUGGACUUAACUGGUGAUAGCACUGUGUUCCUAUACCGUGAUAGAUACUUCUAUGGAGAAAAACCACUUGUGGAUCUUGCGGACAUCCGCUUGAAACACAAAAAGAAAGGGCAAAUGAGCGAGAAGAUGAGCCAACAACUCGACAACGCCCUGGAAAUAUUCCUCGAAAUAAAGAAUACUGAUAAGGAAAGCGCAUUGAAGAUUGCAUACUACGUACGAAAGUUUUUUGACAUCAGUAAGAAUCACCAGAAUUCUGGGCUUGAUCAACAUAUCAAGGAGCGUAUCCAAUCAAAAUAUGUGCGGGGAUCCCCACGGAACAACCCCAAAAACUUGAUGCUCGACGCGCUGAACCAAAUGACACCUAUGCUUUUAAAUCAACUCAAAGAGCUGAAUAGUGUCCGUGAAAGGCUGGCUCUCGAGACUGCCUAG